UGGCUUAACCGAUGUAUAUCCUCUCAUGACCGGUGCAAUCAAGACCUGAACGUUGCCUGGUAUCCUACACGCCUUCUUGAUUUGAGAGGGUCUGAUACGAGCCUGCGAUUGAUUACCACGGAUGAAAUAAAACCAUGCGGAGACUAUGCGACGCUAAUUCACGUUUGGGGCAACAUUCCUAUUCCGAAGCUCCAAUCCCAGAAUCUGGAGCGCUGGACGAACAAGAUUGAAAUGUCAGAGCUACCAAAAACAUUUCAAGAGGCAAUCAGUAUCACCAAGGGUUUUGGAAUCAAUUAUCUAUGGAUCGACGCCCUCUGCAUUAUUCAGGAUUCGAGCGAAGACGCGAUCAGGGAGGCUACAUUGAGAAGUAAAGUCUACAAACAUUCUCUUCUUGCUCUUUCAGCAGCGGGAGCGAAAGAUGCUAGCGACGGCUGCGUAUUCGAGCGCAAUAUCAGAAUCUACGAUGAACCGCCUCAAUGCCCUAUGUUUCAAGAUCAUGAUUGGACGAAGGAGCUCAGUCUUGAGAUCGAAGAGAAAUAUUACAUUGUUGAUGCAGAGUUUUGGCGAACAUUGUGCAUGCGGACUCCUCUUUUCCGACGCGCCUGGACAUUUCAAGAACGAUUUCUUGCCCGCAGGGUGCUCCACUUCGGAAGGGAUUAG
Messenger RNA from Westerdykella ornata, 660 nucleotides. RefSeq names its product HET-domain-containing protein. The transcript has a single exon. The annotation marks the transcript as partial. The record is from RefSeq and is a predicted model, not a curated record. NCBI's taxonomy places the organism in Eukaryota, Fungi, Ascomycota, Dothideomycetes, Pleosporales, Sporormiaceae.